Messenger RNA from Chironomus riparius, 676 nucleotides. The record is from the annotation of a GenBank genome assembly. Lineage: Eukaryota; Metazoa; Arthropoda; Insecta; Diptera; Chironomidae.
AGAAACUUCGCUUGCAGGACAGUACACUUAAACUUUUUAAAGACUUCAACACAACAAAGUUUAAUUAAUAAUUAUAUUUCACGAGGACGACUGUAUUUUUUGCGACUUGUCUGUUGGAAGUUUCUCGAUGAAGUGAUUGACGAGUGGCUUAUUCAGGGAUUAUUCGUACGAAAAUCUUAGAAAUAGCUAUGAACUUACCAAAUUUAGUGUCAUUAACUCUCCGGCAGUUCCUUAGAAGCAGUACUAGAACGCAAUCUCGUUUGAAUUUUUGUAGUAACGGAAAAGUCAGUGAACAUAAUUUGACUGCAGUUUUAGAGAAGCAUUUUAAGGGUGAAGUUCGAGUUUUUGACGUCUCUGGCGGAUGUGGAGCAAUGUUUGAAGUAAACAUCAAGUCACCAGAAUUCAAAGGAAUGUCAUUAGUCAAGCAGCAUCAAAUGGUAAACAAAAUCCUUAAAGAGCAAGUAGCACAAAUGCACGGAAUUAGAAUUUUUACUCAGGCAACUUAGAAAUGUACCAAUAUUGAGAAUAUUAAGCUUCAUAACUGACUGAAUAAAAAUGUUAUGAUUUCAGAUUUAGAUGAUAUUAGAUAUGCUGUAAAUAUCCUGAAAGAUUAAUAAAAUUGUAGAAAUAAAGUCAAAACAGAGUUUUUUUUAUCUUUAAAGAAAUAUAUGAGCUU